This is a messenger RNA of Gorilla gorilla gorilla (western lowland gorilla), 3492 nucleotides long. It is a transcript of the gene AQP11, whose product is annotated as aquaporin 11. Gene Ontology annotation, cellular component: cytoplasm; membrane. Gene Ontology annotation, molecular function: channel activity. Gene Ontology annotation, biological process: transmembrane transport. Bases 413 to 1228 code for a protein of 271 amino acids. The record is from RefSeq and is a predicted model, not a curated record. The transcript is spliced from 3 exons. NCBI's taxonomy places the organism in Eukaryota, Metazoa, Chordata, Mammalia, Primates, Hominidae.
ACCGCCCGCAGGGGCGCAAGGGCCGCAGCACGCGUGCGCAGUGGGCACCAAGAGCGCUGCGUCGACCACGCCGCGCCGGCCCUCCGGCGCCGCGCCCGCCUACAAGGCCCUGAGGGAGACGGCGGAGGGCGAGUGCCCGGCGGGCUCGGCUGACCGUUGGCUCUGCGGCCGGCGCCCUAGGCGACCUCCCCUCGCCUCCCCGCCUCCCCGCCUCCUGGGCUCUGGUUCCAACACCCCAGCGCCGAGCCGGGGAGGCGGGGAAGACCCUCUAAGUGUGCCGCUCGAGAGCCUCCCGCUCGUCCCGCCCCGAGGGGCGUGAGAAGGGGAGGGGCUGCGGACUUCGGACUCGGGCCUGGAGACCGCCUCCUACCCAGAGCCGGAGCCCGCAACCCGCUCAGGCGGCGACGGAGCCAUGUCGCCGCUGCUGGGGCUCCGGCCCGAGCUGCAGGACACCUGCACCUCGCUGGGACUGAUGCUGUCGGUGGUGCUGCUCAUGGGGCUGGCCCGCGUGGUCGCCCGGCAGCAGCUGCACAGGCCGGUGGCCCACGCCUUCGUCCUGGAGUUUCUAGCCACCUUCCAGCUCUGCUGCUGCACCCACGAGCUGCAACUGCUGAGCGAACAGCACCCCGCGCACCCCACCUGGACGCUGACGCUCGUCUACUUCUUCUCGCUUGUGCAUGGCCUGACUCUGGUGGGCACGUCCAGCAACCCGUGCGGCGUGAUGAUGCAGAUGAUGCUGGGGGGCAUGUCCCCCGAGACGGGUGCGGUGAGGCUAUUGGCUCAGCUGGUUAGUGCCCUGUGCAGCAGGUACUGCACAAGCGCCUUAUGGAGCUUGGGUCUGACCCAGUAUCACGUCAGCGAGAGGAGCUUCGCUUGCAAGAAUCCCAUCCAAGUCGACUUGCUCAAAGCGGUCAUCACAGAGGCCGUCUGCUCCUUUUUCUUCCACAGCGCUUUGCUGCACUUCCAGGAAGUCCGAACCAAGCUUCGUAUCCACCUGCUGGCUGCACUCAUCACCUUUUUGGUCUAUGCAGGAGGAAGUCUAACAGGAGCUGUAUUUAAUCCAGCUUUGGCACUUUCGCUACAUUUCAUGUGUUUUGAUGAAGCAUUCCCUCAGUUUUUUAUAGUAUACUGGCUGGCUCCUUCUUUAGGUAUAUUGUUGAUGAUUUUGAUGUUCAGCUUUUUCCUUCCAUGGCUGCAUAACCACCAUACAAUUAAUAAAAAGGAAUAACUGUUCCAAAGACUCAGACUAACAUACAGGACAGUCCAGCUGGAUGUGAUAAAGAUUUUAUCACCUCAUAUGGAAAACACCGGCUGCACUGGAUUCAUCAGUGUUAACUUCCUUUGAGGAAGCUGCCUUAUAGUUUUCAUUACUGGGACUUAAAAAAAAAAAAUUACUGUGAAAAUGAGGUAUUCUGUACUUCUCAGUUAAGACUUGUUGUUUGAGUGAUGUAUUAAAUGCUGCUAGAAAAGCCUCAUUACAUUAAACAUAAAUCAGUCUUAAUUGAUAAUUGUUAACUUUGAUGAAAAACAAGUACAGGAUGAGAAGGGAAGUAAAGGUGAUAGUAAGACCAGCGAAUUUGUGUAUCAAGGGUCACCAAAAUGAACAGAAUUUUUAACUAUAAGUACAACGCGUCAACUUACAGAACUGGGGAGAGGAUACUUUCAGCCACCACCUCACACAAUGAUACCAUCAAACAGUGUCAUCUUUCAACAGGAAAGUUGCUUUUAGAAGUAGAAUAUAUAUUCACUCACAUGCAAACGAUUUCCUACAUUUUAAGUACAUUAAAAUCUAACACCUAAAAUAUUUUCUCUAAAUAGACAAUCUCACUAGCUCCAGCCAAGUGGUUAUUCUUUAAUAGAAUAUAAUAAAACAAAACACCCAUACAAAGUCAGGAUUUAAGCUUUUCACAUUCUCCUUUGAACCAACAGCUAGCUACCUUAUGAAGUAGGGAGGGCAUGUAUUUUUAAUCUCCAUUUUACAGAUAAGGAAACUAAGCCUAGAUGGGUUUGCUGCCCUGGCUUAGAUCACAUAGAGCCAAAUACCAUCUCUAGUCUUCAACUUCAAUCCAAAAAUUCUUCUCGGUCACGAUUAUGACUAAAGGGAAAUCAAGGGUUCAUAGAAACAUUAAAUACUUUAUAAUAACGUUACAACUUGUUUAGAAAUUAACUAGUAUUUUUUGAGGUUUAAAGAACCUUCCAGUUUUACUAUAUUAGAAGGCUUCUUUUAUUGUAUGCGGUCUAAUUUUUAUUAAAAGUUCAGGCCAUAAAAGGUUAAGUGUGUAUCCCUUCAAAGGAAAUUCCAUUAUCAGAGUUACAAUUGAAAUUAAAGGCUGGGCACAGUAGUUCACGCCUGUAAUCCCAACACUUUGAGAGGCCGAGACAGGCGGAUCACGAGGUCAAGAGAUUGAGACCAUCCUGGCCAAGAUGGUGAAACCUCAUCUCUACUAAAAAUAUAAAAAUUAGCCAGGCAUGGUGGCGUGCACCUGUAGUCGCAGUUGCCAGGUAAUUUAAGUGCUGCUUGGUGACCAGCUUGUAGACAGUCACUCUGUCUAUACCUGCAGACUGAACAGGUGCAGCCUUUUGCCAAGUCUACCCAACAAGGCAGCCAGCUUUGUAUUUUAAAAAGCAGAGUUCGGCCGAGCACAGUGGCUCACGCCUGUAAUCCCAGCACUUUGGGAGGCUGAGGUGGGUGGAUCAUAAGGUCAGGGAUUCGAGACUAGCCUGGCCAAGAUGGUGAAACCCUGUCUCCACUAAAGGUAGAAAAAUUAGUCAGGCAUGGUGGUGGGCGCCUGUAGUCCCAGCUACUCAGGAGGCUGAGGCAGGAGAAUCGCUUGAACCCGGGAGGUGGAGGUUGCAGUGAGCCGAGAUCGUGCCACUGCACUCCAGCCUGGGCAACAAGAGUGAAACUCCAUCUUAAAAAAAAAAAAAAGAGUUCACAAAUGUGACUAAAUGGCUAAAUGCAGUCUCUGACAUAUUUUAUUUGGCCUCACAGUAGUUUAAAAAGUCGAAAUUAAGUAAAAUCCAUAGUUCUAGCUGCUCUUAGAAAAACUCCAAAGACCUUGCAAUACUAGGCCUGAAUUCUGCCAUACAACACAAAAUAACGGUUGUUCCCUUUAAAAUGGUCCCAUCUUGCAAACAUGAAGCUAAGUGUCACUUACUGUUUCAUGGCUGUUUUUCUUAUAGGAAUAUGCCUUUUUACAUCUCUAGCAUGAGGACUUCUGUGGGUUAAGAAAAAUGAGUAUUAAUUUGUGAAAAUGCCUAGCCCUCUGAACUUCCACUGUCAGACUUUGGAGUUUGUGACUUCUGAUGACACUGCUACCUCUAUAGCCCUCUCAAGUAGUGGCUCUUUUCUCUCCCACACCUAGUAUACCACUGUGCCUGGAGGCAGAGUAGAUUUCCUUGUCCUCAAUGUCCUCAUUGGAUGCUUGUCCUCAUUGGAUGCUGCUCAUCCAUUCUCCUCUGCUGCUUCCAUUAAAAACAUGUCAUCAGUUA